Molecule: messenger RNA, 1589 nt
Organism: Zingiber officinale
Lineage: Eukaryota; Viridiplantae; Streptophyta; Magnoliopsida; Zingiberales; Zingiberaceae
Exons: 3
Coding region: 277-1263 (328 amino acids)
Source: RefSeq, a predicted model, not a curated record
UCUUUCACUCUCUCCUCCUACUCCCUUUCGCAUUUCUCGCCGGAUUUAGGGAUUCAUCGCGCGCGACAAGCUACCAAUUCACAAAUCUGCCGCGAAUUCGAUUGAUCGAUCCAAACUCGUGGAAGCGAGCACCAAGGAGUUUGAAGUUUCUUCUCGGAGAAAGUUCCCAUUUUUCUGAAAAAAAAGAAGAAGAAGAAGAAGAAGAAAUUUUGUGGUUUGUGCGGGAGGAAGGAAUCAAGGAAAGAUGGAUUUAGAUCAUUGACGUUGGAUACGGCGAUGGAUAGUGAUUUGUUGUCCAAUAAUGGCUCCUUCCGAGGCCGCAGCAUCCAAGUCGCAGAGAUUGAUGACGUCGCGACGGCCCCUGCGUUCUUGUCGCGUUUACAUCCAUCGUCCCUGCCAUCUUCGCCGAGUUCUAUCCGCCACCGCGUUUCUCAAAUGGACACUCUCGCUGGGGUCGCCAUCAAGUACGGAGUCGAGGUUUCAGACAUCAAAAGAUUGAAUGGAUUAGUGACAGACCUUCAGAUGUUUGCUCAUAAGUCAUUGCAGAUCCCCCAACCAGGGAGGCAUCCAGCGUCUCCUGUUCUAUCUGAUGGUUCAGUAGAGAAUAGAGAUCAUUCUUCAUCUCAUCUUCGUCGUCAUAGUGAUGUGCAAGAACUGAUUGAGGCAUUCAAUUUAAGUAAUGCUCCAUGCAAAGUGUCUCCAGCCAUGACUAGAUUACAAGGAUAUUACGGUCUCAGUCCUGUUAAACGAAGGCCUGGGAACGCAGAAAGGAUUUUCUGUAAAACAGAUGAUGAAGGGUCGCCAAGUUUUGGUACACCUCCAAGCAGGCACAGGAAGUCCAGAAGUCUCAUGCAUGAAUUCUCGACAGGGAGUGGGGAGGGAAACACAAAUGUAGAAGGUGCAGAAAAUGGUGAGGCCGAUCUGUCAGUUCGGAGGCGGCAAAGGUGUGAUGUACGCCCGAGUUUCCUUUGCCCGGAAGUGUUGCUGAAGGAGGAAGGCAAUAGUGGAUUCCCAGGAAGAAUAGGAAAAUGUAUAACACCGAGAACGAAGGCUGCGAUCAAUGACAGUGCCAAGACUGAAGAACAUUUUUAUGUGAGGAAAUCAUCCAGCACCGCAUGUUUGCUCUCGACAGAUUCUGAAAAUAGUUCUUCAAUGUGGUCUGGGGGGAUGUGGAAUUCGAAACCAGACGCUCUUCCUAGGCCACUCUUAGAUGGUUUCCCCAAGUCCUUGGGUGCCAGGAGGUACAAAGCUGCUCUGGAUUAAGCACCCGUGGAUCAUGGCUACUUCGUCUUACGAGUAUCAAACAACUUUCUUUAUGCAGUGGUUCAGAAAGAGUUCAUUAUUCAAGGAAGUUUCAUUUUUUUAAUUGUCUUCCCCCUUUCAUUCCUCCUCCCACUUUAGGUUCUACUCCAGUAAAGUAAAUUGGCAAUGCAGGAAAAAACAGAAGGGAAAAAAUGGCUGCAACUUAAAUCACGGAUAUGUUUAUGGCACCAUAGCAAUCAAGAUCUUUAACCAAAAGAAAAAGAGAGAGAGAGAGAGAGAGAAAAGAUCUCCACAAUUGUGAUGCAAGUACAAAAAGAGUUAAUCAU